Messenger RNA from Capronia coronata CBS 617.96, 1809 nucleotides. RefSeq lists its product as uncharacterized. The transcript is spliced from 4 exons. The record is from RefSeq and is a predicted model, not a curated record. NCBI's taxonomy places the organism in Eukaryota, Fungi, Ascomycota, Eurotiomycetes, Chaetothyriales, Herpotrichiellaceae. The coding region runs from base 1 to 1809 and encodes 602 amino acids.
AUGUCACGCGCAGGUCCAGCUUCCCCUGAUGAAGUAUCAACCCCUUCAGAGCUCCCUGCUGGGUCCAGGGCACAUCCAAAUGCUGGCGGGCCUCCUGGCAGCCGAAGGAUACGGGUAUCUUCAACUUCGACACCUCGGCCACCACAGAAUGUAACAGAAGGCUCAACCGGGAACAGGGGAACUCGUACAGCGUCGGGCCAUCCACCUUCCAUAUUGCCGCCUGAAAAGGUCUUCCCCAUUCAGAUUGGUUCGGACCUGUUCAGAUUAUCUGGAGCCUCCAUCUCCUCCGACGCGCCAUCCUACUUCACCCAGUUCUUCGAGGAACAAAUCCGGCAGAAUGAGGAAUCCGGCGGCGUCAGGACGCUCUACAUCGACCGAGACCCUGCCACCUUUCGAGACGUAGUGCGGCAUUUGCAAGGUUACUAUGUCAAGCCACUUGAUGGAAGUCAUUUUGUCAAGCUAUUCGCGGAUGCCCAGUUCUACAGCCUGCCACGCCUGAUCAACCAGCUAUUCGAGUCCGAGAUCUUCAUUCAAAUUGGGGAACGACAUUUUCAAAUCCCCAAAGACAUCUUUUCGGAGCCGGGAAAUUCGCCCAACUUCUUCUCUCUCGGCUUCGCCGUCUUCUUUUCAUCUCCCGAUGAAGUAUUCCCUGGUCUCGACCGGCGCGGGCUACUGCGACCACCGUCCAUCACUCCUCCUGCGGUGCCUGGGCGAUCGGCCAACAUCUUCGCCGAAUUGCUCCACCUACUACGAGGCUACCCUCUGCACGUCAGGGACGAAUACCACCGCACCGAGCUUCUCCGAGACUGCCGCUACUUCCACCUUCGAGGACUGGAGCAGAAGAUCAUUGCUCAUGAGAUCAGUUACAAUUCGGAGAGACACAAACAAGAGAUUUGUUUGCGACUGGAGGACGUUAAGCCCUCCGGCGUGUCGUACAACCGGGACGAUUCGGGCGAAAGCCAAGCGUCCGUUGGAGGAUGGGUGUAUUACGCCAGGCCGUUCGUGGACGACACCUCGUACGAAAUGGUGCUCGAAAUCGGCGGCGAAAGCACGGUGCUUGAUUUGACCGAGAUGACGGUCGACUUUCACGGACUGGCCAAGGCACGGGUCUCGUCACUUUUCCAGGUCGUCGCGAACAAAAUGAAUCUCCCUACGAAUGCACCCCUCGGGCUGAUGAUGUUGUCUGGUGCGGCGGCGCCGUCGUCCUCGACGCAAACGCAAUCUGCGAGUCCUGGACAGACGCCCUUGAGCGAGGACCGCGUCAAGGUGCGUUUCGAGGCAGCUACUGACAUCACUUUGGACGGCGAGCGUUACGAGAUCGACUGGGACAGUCCACUCGGCCAGGUCAUGCUCUCGGGACCCUCCACCGCGGCCAUUGAGUCGGGAUCUGAAUCGGACGAUGUUAUGACUGAAGGAACCGCGACAAGACCGGUUGGAUCUGCAUCUGCUUCGACUGCUGGUAUUGGCCACCCAGCACGCCGUCCUCCUCCAACUCCAACUCGACAGACCCAAGCUGGACCCUUUCCCCAAGCAGCCGCCCCAAGCCAUCGACCGUUUCCCACAGCAGCGCCGUCUACAAAAAAGCGGAAAAGACAGCCCAGUGAAGGGGAUCUGGGACUCGGGGAGUGGAUCAUCCGCACCGGACAGUGGCGUCUGCGAGUGCAACCCACCACCACCCAAGACAGCAGGAGCAGCAGCAGCAGCACAAGAGGAGGUGGUGGUAGUUACCAGAUCAUUUUCAUUGGAGUCAAGAUUGACGCUUACUCCAGUGAACGGGCGAGAAACGCACGGCGAGGAUUUCUGAGCUGA